GUGAGAUCAAUAAAGUCUGAUUAGUUUGCUGACUCACAGCAGGUGUGCUGCCUCUCCCUCCUCCUCUUUUUCUUUUGCAGAGUUUUGAUAACCUCAGUCUACAGUUGGUUGUUUGGUGCUCUGUGAAUUACUAUGGCGCAGUCUUUGUUUAUUAUCUUUAUGCUCAUGCUCUCCGCUGGUUUUGCGAGGCAUUUUAUCAAAGGGAGACCAAAGUGUUACCAACAGGUGCCCAGGAGACCGGACUUUGGUGUACAGUGAGUUGACUGAUGAGUUGUUUUUUGGAGAUUUACUUUGGCAGUGUGUUUUCUUGUUGUAAACCACCGGAUGGAAGAACAUUUAGAGAUUUGAAUGGGUCAAAUUAUAGUCAGUUUCAAUCAGGUAAUAAAGUUAGGUUUGUUAAGUUUUAGAAAAAAGAAAUAGGCCACUUUUUUAACUAAAUACCUGUUUUGUGAUUCUAAUAAAGAAAAGAAGUAUUAAAUAUUGUCAGAUUAAAGAUGGUGGGUGUUAUUUUUUUGCCCUUUUCUAAACAAAAAAGAUCCAUUUAAGAUCUUGCAGGAACUGUAGCCCCCAUUUUUAGUCAAUUUUCAAUGAUUAGUCUCAAAGUUAAGACAAUGAGGAAAAUUUACACAGAGUUGUGCAUAUCGACUCUUUUUUUCAGUGAAUUUUUUUGUCUUCAGCUUUCUCAAGGCCUUGGCCAUCAAUGAAAUUAACCAACUUUGUCACAUGUCUGACUUAAUUUAAAGCCUUCAUUCAGAAGUUAACAGGGAUUAAUCUUGACCACAUUCCUCGGUCCCUCCUGCUUUGUGGUCUUACCUGCUGUGAUUUUGGCUUUUCCUGAGGUGUAUUUUUGAAACCUGGGAGGGGAGUCAGAGUUACCGUGAACCUGCUGCCCUUCCAGCUUCAUUGUGUUUCUAAAAUGACUGAGAACUAAAGUCUUUUGUCUCCCUCAGAACUGCAGCUCGUCCUCAUGAACUCCUGAACCUGGUUCAGCUGCCAAAGUCCUGGGACUGGAGGAAUGUCGACGGCAUCAACUACGCCAGCACCACUCGCAACCAGCACAUCCCUCAGUACUGCGGCUCCUGCUGGGCUCAUGGCAGUACCAGUGCCAUGGCAGGUUGGAUUUUCUUUCACUGAUGCUGUUUGAGAUUUGAAAUAGUGCCCAAAAAAAUCUACAAUGCUUGGUAAAGCACAAAACACUUUAAAAUAAAACUCUCUAAGUCUUAAAAUAAUCCAGUUUGUUCCUAAAAAGGUCUCCUCUGUUGGCCUGUUGAUUCAAUUGAAGUUCUUAGAUUUUCAGGCAGCUUUUAACCAAAAUUUGGGUCUUUUGUGAUUUAAUUUGAGAGAAUACUAUAAAUGACUUUAAAGUAAAAGCAAAGUAACAAGAUUAAUCAAGUUGUCUGCAUAAAACACAAGUUGGCAAAGUUUGGGUCAGUGAGCCUGUUGCUCAAACUUGCAUUUGUGUAAUUUAAACACUGUUCCAGAUCAGGGGGUGGGGAGUCAGAAAGGCAGUUCUCAUUUCAUACAAUUGAAGAUGAAUUUAAAAGACCAAAAAUAGACUUUGGACUUUUUAAAAUGUACUCUGGUACUCUGGCAUACAAACAUGGUAUUAAAUAGCAAAGGAUACACUUCAGACAUGUAAAAAAUAAUUUAAUUUGACCUUUUUAAGUGAAGUUGAUACUAACUUUUUUCCACACUAACAACUGAUUUCUUUGGAGGAUGAAAAGAGACUGAAUGAAAUACAUCAAUACAUCUUUAAAUGAAUACUUAAAUAUAUCAUUAAUUAAUUUAAAAUGGGAAUGAAAUAAACGUCAUUAAUUUAUUAAAAUACCAGUUCAAUGUUAAAACAUAUAUAAUUAUUUCAUGGACCUGUGUUGCAGUGCUUCAUGAAUUUAUUUUAUCUGUCAAACUCACCCAUCAAAGUCAGUGGGCGGAUCCUAACACCUGAUUGGUUACCCGGCAAGAUCAAGACAGAUCAACUCCAGAUAAUGGAUUGAUGCAGCUACAUUACAGUCAAUAUCUUGGGUGGAAAGUGUGGAAUUAGGGCUGGACGAUAUGGCCUCAAAUCAAUAUCAUGAUAUAUUUACAGUUUGUUCACCCCCUCCUACAUUAACUUCGUCUACUUCAGCCGCCGCUACAACUUUUGAACCGUCCUCCAUCUCCUCACCUGUCUUUCCCUCUUUGUUACGGACUGGAUGGGGUGGGGUCACGUCUCUGACGUAGGACAGCAUCUUAAAGAGACAUGAGACCACAGCCUACCCACACACAUCCAAAACCAACUUUUAUUUAUUUAUUUUGACACCAAAUAUACCAAUAUGGGCAAAAUGACGUCGGUUAUUGUCGUAAAUUUUGGUAUUGGUAAAUUUUCGGUUUAUCGCCCAGCUCCAGCGGAAAUAACUCCAAAAAUGUCUCCUUUUGUCCUCCAUAUAUUCCAGGACAUGGCUAUUUAACAACUUAUCUGUCCUAUCUUCAAAUAUUUUACAGCAGCAGUUUAUAGAGUGCUGCUGUAGUCGAUGCACCAUCAAAAUCUUGAUUUUAGAGAAGUCAAAAUGGUUAGCAAUUUUUUCCCCUCAGUUUGGAAAUCACUAGUUUACUUGAGCUUGUGAGUCCAUAUCUGAUUAUAACCUUGUUUGAUUAUAUCAGUUUUCUGGUUCUGAUGAUACUUAACAAAAUAAAUCAACUCCUGAGUGUUUCACUGCCAUCCAAGAAAAACCUUGGAGGAUGUCUGCUAAUAAGACUUAAUGACCAUCUUUCUUAAACUUCGAGUUUUGAAAUAUUUCUACAUGAUUGACACAAACUGAUCAAACUGCCUAAACAUGUAAAAGCUCAUUAGUUCUCAUCAUGCUUUAACCAAACCCUGCAGUCUUUCCAUUGAACGCACGGUUCUGGUACACCAGUUUCGUCAUCUGAAUUUGGAGCUCAACCAUUUGGACACUGAGACGCUGGAGGGAACCGUCUUUGCUCAAGAAUAGCAUACAAAUUAAAUCUUGAGACAAAAUAACAGAUGGGCUCCUUUUUUUAAUGAUAUCAAAUCAUUGGAGAUCUCAGCAAAGCUUUUUCAAAAUAACAUUUUUCUGGAACUCUCUUUUGCCUCGUGUAGAUCGUAUCAACAUUAAGCGGAAAGGAGCGUGGCCAUCUGCUUAUCUAUCCGUCCAACAUGUGGUCGACUGCUCCGGGUCUGGUACCUGUCACGGUGGAGAUCACGGAGGUGUGUGGGAGUAUGCCCACAAACAUGGCAUCCCUGAUGAGACCUGCAACAACUACCAGGCGAUCGACCAAAGUGAGAACCGUGUACACUGUUGGAUCUAUUCAGUUUUUAUCUAUGAGCCUUUUUUAAUUAAAAUGUUCCGUUCUCUCAGAGUGCGAACCAUUCAACGCCUGUGGGACCUGCAUGACGUUUGGGGUUUGCAACAUUGUGCAGAACUACACUCUGUGGAAAGUGGGCGAUUUCGGAGCCAUUAGUGGACGUGAUGCGAUGAUGACAGAAAUCUUCACUGGCGGGCCAAUAAGGUGAGAUAGAUGGAUAGAUACUUUAUUGAUCCCGAGGGAAAUUUCAGGUUUAUUGUUGCACUUGAAAUGUUUAUUUUUUUUCAAUUCCCAUUUGACUUUAAUUUCCUCUGUCUCUCCCCUCAGCUGUGGAAUCAUGGCCACAGAGAAACUGGAUGCGUACACUGGGGGUCUUUACUCUGAGAAAGUUGAGUCUCUUGAAAUAAACCACAUCGUUACAGUCUCAGGCUGGGGAGUCGAAAACGGCACAGAGUACUGGAUUGUGCGCAACUCUUGGGGAGAGCCAUGGGUGAGUGCACGCUAGCUUCAUCAUCUGCCAUUUGCCCCUGCAUUCAUGCUCAAGGUGGGCAGCUUGAAUGGUAUUAUGGCGUGUUCAAGGUUUGCAAAUAUGUUUUCUAAAGGGAGUAUAAUCUUCUGCACCAUUUCUUUUAAAGAUCAUGCAUGGUGAAAAUCCAACAGGCAUGAGUAUCCUAUAGUGAUGCAUUACUGUGGUAAAACAAUGGCGAACAUUAGCAUUUAACCACCCCCUGGCUUGGCUGGUAUUAACAAAGCAUGCACACCUAUCAUCAUUUUAAAGUAUCAUUCAACCACUUCUUGGGUAACUGUUAAAUUAGCAGGGAAGCUAAAUGCCAAUAUUAACACUUGUGCGAUUAAUGGAUCAUAAGAUGUUUUGCCGUCAUAUUUGGCUCAAUGACCCUCUUAAUUUUCUCUAAUUGCCUCUCAGUUGCUAAAAAAAAGUUGCAGUACAAUUCUAAACUUGAAACCUUGAAGACACAGCAGUGUUGGUUUUGUUAAUCUUAAACUAUGAUGAAUUAUCGACAGUGACCUUUUCUCUAUAACGAGAUGACGUUGACCUAAAAAACAAACAUUGUUGAACAGCUGCUUUGUGGAUACAGUCCUUUGUCUUUUUGCAUGGCUUUGAUUUUUAACGCUAAUGUGCAAAAAUCGAACAAGUGUUCCCUGUGAUCCUCAUGACCCUGAUUCAUUUUCCCUCUCUAGGGAGAGAGAGGCUGGCUCAGGAUUGUGACGAGCGCCUACAAAGGAGGAAGUGGAAGCACGUUUAACCUUGCUCUGGAGGAGGACUGUAUGUAUGGUGAUGUGAUUGUACCUGCAAAUUACUGAUAACAACCCCUCGUCCUCUGGUGCCUGAGCUGACCCUGCUCACAGCCUCGGUGGCGCAGCCAACUUAGUUGACUGUCAAUUUUAAGAAAACAAGUCGGUUAAAUUAACUUCACUGUGCGCAUUUAAGGAAAAGAGGAAUCUAUUGUAGAUCUUGUAGUUCCCCAAAAUAAAGCCUUUAGACAAAGUG
Molecule: messenger RNA, 4813 nt
Organism: Xyrichtys novacula (pearly razorfish)
Lineage: Eukaryota; Metazoa; Chordata; Actinopteri; Labriformes; Labridae
Source: the annotation of a GenBank genome assembly